ACGUGCAAAGAUGGCGGACGGAGGUGAUGAAGAAAUGGAGUUAUACGACAACAGUGAUGAUGAUUUUGAAAGUGAGGAAUCAGGGUUAAUAAUGGGGCAAAUGGACCAAGGAAUCAAACAAGAAACACAAAUCGGUAAAGGUAAAAAUCCAAGGACUAUGGAUACCACUGACGUCAGUAAUGAACCCCAAGAAACUACAGGCAAAAAGAAAAAGAAGAAGAAAAAGAAAAAGAAGUCAAAAGAAGGAGAAGGGAGUUUUGAGGAGGAAAACAAAGAGGUUGAGGAAAAUAAAGAGAUAUUUUUGCCAGGAGAUAAAAUGGAAGAGGGUGAUGAACUAACAUAUGACAGCAGUGCUUACAAAAUGUAUCAUGCAGCACAAACAGGGUCACCUUGUCUGAGCUUUGAUGUCAUUCCAGAUGGCCUUGGUGAAUCAAGAACAGAGUUUCCAAUGACGGCAUAUAUGGUUGCUGGUACUCAAGCAGCAUUUGGUCAGCAAAAUCACAUUAUAGUCAUGAAGAUGUCAGAUUUAUAUGAGACAGAACAUGAAGAUACAGCUGACUCAGAUGACGAUGAAUAUCUUGAUGAAGAACCAGAUAUGGAAACAAGCAUGAUAAAACAUGACGGAGGAGUUAAUAGAAUACGAUUUUCUCAUAUUCCCAAUCGGCAUAUAGUGGCAACAUGGUCAGAUAAAAGUAAAGUCCACAUAUGGGAUGUCUCUGCACAAGUUAUCACUGUAGACAAUCCAUCAUCACCAACACAGAUCAAGGAAGUUUCUCCCUUGUUUACAUUCACUGGACAUCUUAGUGAAGGUUUCGCUAUGGAUUGGUCAAGGAAUGUUACUGGAAGGUUGCUUACAGGAGACUGCAAGCAUAAUAUUCACGUAUGGUCACCACAGGAUGGUGGUGGAUGGCAUGUUGAUCAAAGACCUUAUAACGCACAUACUGACUCUGUUGAGGACUUACAGUGGAGUCCAAAUGAACAAAAUGUGUUUGCUUCUUGCUCUUCUGAUAAAACAAUACGUAUCUGGGAUGCUAGAGCUGCACCAUCAAAAGCCUGCAUGCUCACAACACAAGCCCAUGAUGCAGAUGUUAACGUCAUCUCUUGGAACAGAAAUGAGCCUUUCAUUGUAUCAGGAGGUGAUGAUGGGAUAAUCAAGAUUUGGGAUCUCAGACAAUUUCAAAAUGGCGAGUCUGUAGCUCUUUUCAAGCACAACACUGGUCCCAUCACCUCAGUAGAGUGGCAUCCAACAGAUAGCUCUGUGUUUGCUGCUUCCUCUGAAGACAAUCAGGUUACUCUCUGGGAUCUGGCUGUAGAGAGAGACGACAUGGCCGAAGGACCUGGUCAUCACCUCGACGUACCACCACAGUUACUUUUUAUCCAUAUGGGUCAAAAAUCUGUUAAAGAAAUUCACUGGCAUGAACAGUUACCUGGUGUUAUACUCAGCACAGCAGAGAGUGGAUUCAACAUAUUCAAAACUAUUAGUGUAUAGGUACAGAUAUUUUCAAUCAGUAAAUAUGUAUGGGUCAUUUUAAGACGUCACAAAAUGUUGGUUUUAUUCGAGUGGUUCUUCAUCAAUCUGAAAGUACUUCAUUUUCUGGCAGACUAUAUUUGCAUGACUCAAUCACAUGACUGUCCACAAUCUGCAAAAAACCUUAGGAACUCAAACAAAAUACCAAAUAAAAUUAAGCUAGUUGGACAAAUGCUACUUUUUUUCUUGUUCCUUCAAAGCUCAAAAGCCGAGUUGACAAGGAUUCUGCAUUGUAUUAGUAUUUCUUGCAAUUCUACCAAGAAAAUCCAUGAAUCUAU
Molecule: messenger RNA, 1806 nt
Organism: Actinia tenebrosa (Australian red waratah sea anemone)
Lineage: Eukaryota; Metazoa; Cnidaria; Anthozoa; Actiniaria; Actiniidae
Product: glutamate-rich WD repeat-containing protein 1
Biological process (GO): ribosome biogenesis
Cellular component (GO): nucleolus
Molecular function (GO): protein binding
Source: RefSeq, a predicted model, not a curated record